Messenger RNA from Lottia gigantea (owl limpet), 4843 nucleotides. RefSeq lists its product as hypothetical. Bases 1 to 4701 code for a protein of 1566 amino acids. The transcript is spliced from 6 exons. Lineage: Eukaryota; Metazoa; Mollusca; Gastropoda; Lottiidae. The record is from RefSeq and is a predicted model, not a curated record.
AUGGUGACGAUUCUUAAAAGAAGUGUUAUAUCAACAGUGAAGAUUGAAGGUGAAUUUCAAAAUGUAAGCCUCUUACCCUUGGUGUUUGUUGUAGGAGACGAUGGGUGGAAGCAUUCAUGUUCUAUAACACGCGAACACGUUGUACUUCCGUCGUACAACGCACAAGUCGAACAAAGAAAAGAACGUAAACCAAAACACCGAAAAGGACCUUUUCGAAUUGAUGAAGACAUUAGAACAAUGGUACAGAUUACCACAGAAAGAGAGUCAAUGGACAAUGACAAUAACUUCACCGACGAAGAGAAGCUGAGGAAUCAAAUAGACCAGACAGACUCCAUUGAAACAAAUUUGCUUCAAAAUCACCAAAUCUGUCAAAAUUUGGCAGUUGUUGAUGACACUUACAACUUUUUAGCCAUAGAUAAAUUACCAUUUAUAGAAGUUGAUGGUCAACAGAUGUCUUCAUGGAUAGACGUGAAGGAACUUCUCUUUCCUAAAUGUAGUGAGCCAAAUUGUUGUGAAGUUUUAAAUUGUCUUAUGAAGAAGUUUUUAAAUCCAUCAAAUCUAAACUUAAUGCAUCCUUGUUCAGAAAAAGAACAGAAAUUAUUCCUGCGACAGUUUAAGUUGGUGUUUCAGGGAUGUAUGUUAGUUAGUUUACCGGAAGUGAAAAAAAGAUUAGACAUUUUACAAGCGGAAGUAGAAUUAAACCAUUUGGAGAAGACUGGAAAGGAAGCCUGCAGCUAUCUUCAGACAACAUGUUCCAAAUGCUCACCACGACGACCGAAGACUUCACUUCCUCGUCAGAGAAAUCUGUCUGAAAAGCGACCUAAAUCUGCUGAUAAAGUGAAUUCCAAUAAACGACAUCUCGGUUGGCUCUAUGAUCGUUUAGCACUAGUUCCAAUUCUUCUUGUUCCCGAGAAGAUAAGAGAACCGAAGCAAUAUGGUAGAUCUAGUCAGGGGCCAGAAGCGGACAAAGACGAUAUACACUUUCCUGUUUUAUUACAUAAUGGACAAGAAAAGAUUACUGUACCAUGUUCUAUCAUAGCACGUGUUUUUCCUCAAUCUUAUAAUGUUUUACUGCAUUGCUUACUAACUACUACCAAUAGUCAACGACAACAAGAGCAAUACAUCUUUUCAGCGUGUUCGUCACACCAAGCCUUAUCUUUCAAUAGGUGGAUCAGCAAAUUCUUAAAAGACAGCAAUGUACGUGGAGUAACAACUGGAAGUUUAUUGAUAAACUUAGAGAAAUUUAGUGAAUUAACAUACGAUUUACUACCACUGUCAAUCAGACGUAUAUUGCAGUCUAAAUGUCGAUGGCCAGACCUGGCAGAGGAAGGAUUUAAGAACAUAAUAAUUUGGGAUAACCGACCAUGUACUUUACUCAAGAACAUUUGUGAUUCAACUGAUAAUGGCAAAACAGAUACUACCAAUCUGAUUUCUGAUUUUAACUACAAUGCUGGAACAGUCACACCUAAAACAAAUAACGAUGUUGUUAGAGAUCAGAACAAUCAAUCGCAUAACGAAAGAGGUGAAGAGAAUAUGAUUAACAGAAUAGAAUGUGUCAAAUACAAAGUUUAUGAUCCUUGUGAUAAUAAACCUUACUUACCAGCUAGAACACGAAGAAAGGGUAUGUUACGAGUGCGCCCAGUAACAAUAUCACAACCUACUGCUGAUCAUAAUGGAGACGCAAAUUCGUCGUUAUCCGUUAGUGCGUCCCAAAUAUCAUCCAAGAAGUCGUUCCGAGUCAAGUCGGGUAGGAAAAUUAGUAAAUCAGGACUUGCCAAGUCGCCUUAUCUUUCUCAACCAGCCGUUGUUAAGAACGGAGCAUUCUUUUCAAAACGUCUUCAAAUUGAGAAAUCGAAAUUCGGAGGUUUUCGAUCCAGAAGUCAGGUUACUGACAAUAUUCGCAAACCAGACAUCUGGCCUAAAGGCUUUAUUGCCUCACCACCAAGCGUUUUAAGAGUCAAGAGUCCUACAAAGGAUAUCAAAGUAUCAACUCCUCGUAAACGAAAAGAAUCGCCAAGGUCAGAGGAAAAUGUGAUACAAUGUGCUCAAAUCAACACAGUCGUUGAUACAUCGUGCGUUGUGCCAUAUAACCCAAUACUCACGGCAAUACCCUCGAUUAAUGAAAAGAGAAAAAAUAAAUCUUAUCCGAGCAAGAUGCAUGGUAAGCGAAAUGAUUCAGUCACAGACAACUGUGACUUUCAGAGUAAUAUUGAUUCGUCUAUCACAACCGCUGUGCUAAUUGCCAAGGGUAUCAACCUCCAAGCAACAACCCAGCCACAAUUAUGCUCAUCAAAACAUUUACAAGAAGACUUUUGUAUAAUAACUGAUAUCAAUUCUUUAACCAUUCCAUCUUCUGAUGUCGAGUCAAAAAUGACAGAAGAAACCCUAGAAACUAGAGAGGUUGUCUCGACACUGAUCGAGAAAGAUCAUGAGUCGCCCGAUAAAACAUCAGGUGUUUUCGCACCCGUGCCGUCCUGGCAACAACUAGAUCUUCAGUUGGAUCCUAAGCAUCCUUAUGAUGAUUUACAUAAAAUAUUUCAAUUGCCAUCGUCGUCUGCUGGUAAAAGUUCUACAAAUGUACCAGAAGAUAAUAUCAGUUUGUCAUCAUCUAGUGUCUAUACUACCUCAGGUAGUAAUUCAGUAGCAUGUGGUAUACUAGAGAGAGAUAAAAGAUAUACUUUGACAGUUGAUACAUCUUCUAACACACUUUCCCCAACAAACAGUAGCAGUGUGUACUCUUCCGAUGAAACAAAUAUUCCUAUACUGGAAACACCGUCUCAGAUUAAAAUAUUGUCAGAAUCUCCGCCUUUGAAAGUGGAUGGAUUGAUUGAAGCCUUGGAGACAAUUCAGGCGACGGCUCCGAAAUCAACGAUAGAAAAUAUACUAACAGGUCAUGAUAAAUACGUCGAGGAAGAGAAAACAGUUAUUGACCUUGCUAGUGAGGUCAUGAAAUCGAACGUUAUCCAGAAUCAAGAGGUAUUACCUUCUCGCCCUGUAUCAACAGCUCUUGAAAUGCUUUUGGAUACAAAGAUUCUUCAAGGAGACUCAGGGGAUGAAGUAACCGUCGCUAAUUCAAAGUCUAGUGAUAUUUGUGUUUGCGUACCUUCCGAUACUACCUGUGAUCAGCCUAUUGAAAGAAAUUCAAAUAGACAAUAUAUACAAAUAGUAAAUAACACCUGUAAAUUCAAAGACCCUGAACCACCUAAAUCCACAUAUACACGACAGACAGUCAGCAAAUCCCCAUACAAAGGAUCGGCAUUGAAAUUAAACAAUGAAUCAGCAACAACCCAGACGUUGCAAAAUGCACUUCGAAAUAGCAAAGUACUGAAUAAUUCGCGAUCACUUCUUACACCUGAUUUAUUAAAUAUUUCUCGGUUUCACUCCCUUGGCAAUGUAUUGGUCACCAACUCAACAAAUGACAUUAUAGCACCAGAAAAGUCAGCCAAGAUGAAUAUAAAAGACGAAUAUGGAGCUGCAUUACAUUCUGUCGCCAAAGUAUUCCAAGAGAAAAGAGUAGAGCAUAUAAAAAUAAAUUCAUCAAUUCCACUUCGACCACAAUCCAAUGAUCAAAUACAUAAACCAGAAACAAACCAGUUACCAACCAGGCUAGAUGGUAAAGAUGAAUCGGUACCUAGUCUUGACUUGGCAAAAUUGACUAAAGAGGUUUCACGAAGGUCAGUUAGAGUUCAGUAUGACGUAAAGCCAAGUAAAUCUUUUGGAACUGGUCAUUUUCUACAUAAUAAGAAUGUGUCAACUAAAAUGAAAAAAGGGAUGCAUGUCAGACACACAAUGCCAAUUGCUAAAAACCAGUUUAAUUCAAAUCUCAAAAAGUCUUCUCCGAAAGUAUUUCAGGAAAUUGUGACCAACAAGUCAUCAUUUAGUAAGCCAUCUCUCCAGAAUUAUUUCUCUAGCAUUCCGUCUGAAAAUGAUUAUCACAUUCCACCAUCAUCACCAAAUGUUACUUACAGAUCUCAGGAUUCCGGUGUCAGUAAUUCUGACUGUCUAUCAGCACAAUUUCAGUCUUGUCCAGGGUGCAAGAACGAAAUAAAUAUAUCAAAUGUCAAACACAUCAACAAUGUCUCGGAACCGGAACAAUGUGAUUCUUCGGUUCCUUGUAAUUCGGGAAGAGUCAUUCGACAAAGAUAUGAAGAUGGUCGCAUUUCUGUUAUCAGUGUUCACGAUUCUAUUAACAAUCAAGUGAGGCUGCAGGAUGGGUAUCAUCGAAACAACUGUAGUCUAAAGCCAAAACGUAACCAAGCUUCCAUACCCUUAGAAAAUGUGAACCGACUCGAAGAUAAUCUUUCUAUAAUGUCACUCUGUUCUUCAAGAGAACAACAUCUUUAUAACAACAAACGGAAAUCAACCAAAUCAGAUGAUAGAAAAAUGGAAUCUGUACACUACACAACAAAACAUAAUAUAAGUAAAGACAAACUACCAGUGGCACGAGAAAUGGUUAAUCCAAUUACUUCGUCUAACGUAGUCAAUGUCAUCUUUCAAUAUGGACCAAAAUAUGCCAGAACUACAAAUGACGGUUCUACGGUACCAAAAUCAAGAUAUGACAACGCAGCAAUAUUGGCUAAGACUCCUGACAAACGACUGUCCCACUUCAAACGAAAUACUCAUCAGAAAUUAAGAAUUUGUAUUGAUUUAGUAGGCUCAUCAGAUGAAAACUCCCCACUAGGAAUCAAGAAAUUAGUUUAGAAUGAACCUUUAGUUGAAUUCCAUCACUAAGAUAACAUUACACCAUCUUCAAUGAACGUCUCUGGUUACAUGUGCGAGACUGACUUGUGCAAUUGUGAGUGUAAAUUUUUUGUACUUUAUGAAAUUAAUGUUUAUUGAACAA